Mustela erminea (ermine) is the source of this 918-nucleotide messenger RNA. RefSeq names its product thioredoxin like 4B (gene TXNL4B). The coding region runs from base 151 to 600 and encodes 149 amino acids. Gene Ontology annotation, biological process: mRNA splicing, via spliceosome. Gene Ontology annotation, cellular component: spliceosomal complex; U5 snRNP; U4/U6 x U5 tri-snRNP complex. Lineage: Eukaryota; Metazoa; Chordata; Mammalia; Carnivora; Mustelidae. The record is from RefSeq and is a predicted model, not a curated record. The transcript has 4 exons.
GGUUGCUGUGGGUUAAACGCUGGCAGAGAAGGUGUCGCCGGCGUCCCAGUUUGUUUGGAGACGGUUGUGGACGGUCCUGAAGUGGAAGAGAGGGAGGUGACUUGUGCAAAUAAAGACUGACAGUGAGGAUUACUAUUAGGAUUUCUCAACAUGAGCUUCCUAUUGCCCAAGCUAACUAGCAAAAAAGAAGUAGACCAAGCAAUACAAAGUACCGCAGAGAAGGUGUUGGUCCUCAGGUUUGGGAGAGACGAGGAUCCUGUCUGUCUGCAGCUAGAUGAUAUACUUUCUAAGACCUCUUCUGACCUGAGUAAAAUGGCUGCUAUUUAUCUGGUAGAUGUGGACCGAACUCCCGUUUACACGCACUAUUUUGACAUCAGUUAUAUUCCAUCUACUGUGUUUUUCUUCAAUGGGCAACAUAUGAAAGUGGAUUAUGGGUCUCCAGAUCACACUAAGUUUGUGGGAAGUUUCAAAACCAAGCAGGACUUCAUAGAUUUGAUUGAAGUAAUUUAUCGAGGAGCAAUGAGGGGGAAACUUAUUGUCCAAAGUCCUAUUGAUCCCAAGAAUAUUCCCAAAUACGACCUUCUCUAUCAAGACAUUUAGCACAUUCACUACUCAAAGUUGAAGACAAAGGCACAUGUUGAAGCAGUACCCGAAUCCGACUAUGCUGUCUUCCUGGAGUCCUUCAGAAAGGUGCUCAGCAUCCCAGCGGAGAAGAGGUCUGACUUGGACAGAAAAUCCCCCGCCCCCGAGUAGAAGGCCAUGCCGGUGCCGUGAUGAGCAGCGAUGCUGAAAUGUCUACUUGCUGCAAACCUCCGAGCAGUCAAGACAACCGUGGUCCGUUUUCCCAGCGUGAUUUUCUGAGUUUAUAUUGUACUUCUCUUUAUCCCUUAAGAUAAUACAGAGUCCUUUUCAACAUUA